Amphimedon queenslandica is the source of this 7137-nucleotide messenger RNA. Its product is annotated as piezo-type mechanosensitive ion channel component 2-like. The transcript is spliced from 40 exons. Lineage: Eukaryota; Metazoa; Porifera; Demospongiae; Haplosclerida; Niphatidae. Gene Ontology annotation, molecular function: mechanosensitive monoatomic ion channel activity. Bases 55 to 7008 code for a protein of 2317 amino acids. Gene Ontology annotation, cellular component: membrane. The record is from RefSeq and is a predicted model, not a curated record.
AAGUAUGCCAAGUUUGGAAGAACAAAUGGCAUAGCCAGCUCAAGAAAGACAAAAAUGGUGUUUUCUAAGAUUGCAUUUGCUCUGUGUGAUCACCUCUUGAGGAGGUGGGUUCUUCCAUUGACGCUCCUAGCUGCUUCUUUGUUGCGGUACAAUCUAUUCUCUCUCAUUUAUUUGAUCCUAUUUUGCGUUGGUGUCCUCAUACCAAGCCCUAAACUAAAGAAGCAGAGAUUUUCUAGUGUCGUGUAUCUUUUUAUUAUUGUUAUUGCCUCGUUGCUUUUCACACUUGCUCAAGUGGGUUUCCAGAUAUCACUAGCAACUGGCUUUACGUUAGGAUCAUGCGAUACACUGGAAGUCAUUUUAAGACAAAGUGGACUAAUAUUGUUUACUGUUCCUCCAGUUGAUAUUGUUAGACAUUUAUUGCCAGAUGUUGUUGUUCUCAUCAUCAGUUCGGUCUCAGCUGGUUUUGCUCUUAAAGUCUCAUUUCUUCAUUCAGUGGAGCCCCCACCAUCAACUGGCUUUGAUUCUCCAAAUGAAGCGACUGCCCUAACCUCUACCACUCGUCCUAUGACCCCCCAACAAGAAUAUUACCAGUUCCCGAAAUGUUUUCAAUGGAGUGUUGAAUUCCUGAUAUUUAUCAUGUUCCUUUUUAGUGGUAGCGUCGUACCAUCUCUCACUUCUUUCUUUUACUACUUCUGCUUCUUGUUCCUUCUUUUUGUAUGGAGCUUUCAUGGGAGGGUCAAGCUGAUGUCCCUCGUAAGACUCAUGAGGAUUGUGGCCAUGCUCUACUCCUCCUGUCACCUUGUGGUACUCUAUCUCUACCAGUUCCAGUCAUUUCAGCUAGCACUGCCAGUUGAACCAAUGUCUGACAAUGACAGUUUGAUUGCUAGGUUGUUAGGGUUGACCCCUGUAAUUCAGACAAUAUGUACCAAACCCACUCAGUUGCUUAUAUGGGAUGGCACACCAGUCACGUAUUUCAUCAACCCUUGGGCAUUAAUUGGGAUGUUUUGGAUACUGGGAUCUGACUUUCAGUUGUGGCUCUCAACAAAGAAAGAUUUGUGGAUAAAGGACUAUUCAUAUUUCAUUCCCGUUCUGCCAGAAAUGGGCGGAGAGUCCUUUGUUCCCCCACGCUACGGAGCCACUGGUAACACUCCGGUUAACGAAACCAGUUUAACGGUGGGUGAUGGCCACAGCAUAGCCUCCAUUGAGAGCAGGCUCAAUAGCAUAAAGACGCUAUGGGACAAGUUUGUAAUACGUGUUAAGGAGCUAGCACACGUUUUGAUGUCAGUUAACUAUGUUGUGUCGCUGGCAGCCAUGAUGGCAUGGGGUGUGAUUUAUCCAACGUGGGUUGCAUUGGUUCUUCUUCUAUGGGCCUGUGGCAUGUGUCUCAUUCCAAAGAUUGAUCUCAAACGUUCAUUCUAUCUCAUCUCGCCGUUACUGUUGCUGUAUUCUGUGGCUUUGGUCUUGCUCCAAUAUGUGAACAGUCUUAAUCUCUCGCUCUCAGUUAAUGUAGCAGUUGUUGGUGAAUGUGAUACUCAAUCAACUCCUUGGGCUCUUCAAAACUGUAGAGCUCUUGUACUCACCGUAAAGAGUCUUCUAAUGUUGCCAUUCUGUGCUUCAGUCUAUCAGUUUAUUAGUACUUGGAAUCUAGUAAAAGAAAAUAGUGAGGAGGCUCCUCCAGCUGCUGCCCCUAAUGGAGAUAAGGAAGAGCAGAUAAGCACAGUUGCUUUAUUGCAGUCGCAGCUAACAGUGAUACUCAUCACCUACUGGAUACUGGUUGUAGUUGGUGCUUUUCUCCUUGUCAUACUAGCUGGGGAUGCAUCAAUUUUAAAGAGUGUCUAUGUUGUAUUUUUCUUCAUAUUAUUACUAUUUUAUCAGAUAUUUCCUAAAUGGUGGAUUUACAUCAUGUAUCCAUUUUGGUGUCUAUUGGUAGCUUAUACUACGCUUCAUCUCAUAUUGGUUUAUACCUUCCCUUUUCCUUCAAUCAAUGAUCUUUGGAUGAGUGCAUACAACUCUAGCAAUCAUGGAUGGAAUUUCACUGCAGAAGAAUUCUAUGAUGCACUUGGUCUAUUACAGUACACGACCUCAGGGAACACCUCGAGAUCUCUUUUUUAUGUCCUCGUUCCUCUUGCGAUCCUCAUCAUAGUCCUGGCAUUACAGAUACGUUACUUUACCCCGUGGGCUACUUUUUGUUCCCCAGUAGCUCAGGAAGAGCUCGAUGGGAGUACUGACGUGUCAUCAAGGAAUGCUGAAAUGCUUUUUCAUCGAAUGACAAAUUUAGUGUCGACAAGAGAGGCUACUGAUACUAAGAGAGAAAGGGAGGUAGAGGAGAAGGAGGAGGAGGAUGAGGAGGAGAUACAUGUAGAGGAAGAGAAUGUGGAAGAUAAGGAUCAUAGUGAUUUCUCUCCUGAGCUCACUUUGUACAAAGUUGCUAACUACGUAUUGUUCCAGCUGCGUCGUGGGAUCGUCGCCAUUUGGUAUCUCUCCUGGAGGUUCCUCGAACUUCACAUUCACAAAGCAAUUGUUCUUUCUUUAUUCGGCUUGUGUCUCUAUGAGGUGAGUGCCUCCUACCUCAUUCUGGUUGGACUGGUACUUCUUGUUGCUGCUCUUCCAAUCAUUAACGGAUUAGCCUACCCUGCUGCAACUCUUUACUUGGGUCUAUUGUCUCUCGGGAAGUUUUUGUUUCAAAUUUCACUCAUUGAGUCUUUCAACAUUGACGUGGAUGAGGAUUGUGUGGAUCCCGGUCUAUCCAGCAGGUCACUCCUUUUCAAUUACACUUACAGUCCAACUAGUAAUGACAGCAGUUGGAUCGGGCUCAACAAAGCUGCAUCAGAUACCGAAUAUGUUGCUGGUCCACUACUUGUAUCUCUUUUAAUAGCAUUAAGCUACUCAACCAGAAGGCAUCAGGCAUACAGUAUUGAGAAUAAGAGGCUUACCAUUGAGAGAUGGGAGAUUGGUAGUCUGUUCCUGGGGGUAAAGCAAGAGCUGGCUCACCAUUCGUGGACUGAUGCUAUCAAGUACAUCUUGAAUCACUUUUUUGAGAUGUAUGGAGUAGAGUUUUGUUGGAUAAUACAGUCAAUAGUGAUAGCAGUUAGGAUUGAUAUUUAUGGUGUUUUUGCUGCAAUAUUGCUUGGAGCUAUGCUCAUCACUCCUAGAAGAUUCCUCCGCAUAUUUUGGAUGCUGUACCUCACGAUUCAAGGGAUACUGAUAUUAGUACAGUAUUUAGCACUCCUGGGAGCACCCACCAGUGCAAUAUGUGAUAAUGGUUACCCGUGGGCCUCUAAAUUCAAUGAUACAUAUCAUACCAGGCUAGAGAAGUGGCUCUUUAUUCCUCACACUGGUGCUGAUAUACUGGACAAGCGUUGGCUGUUUGUUAAUCUCAUUAGCUACUUAUGCAUGGCUCUCCAGAUGAAGUAUUUUGUCAGAAACCCAUUGACCGGGUUACCAGCUGUUACUGAUUACCCAUUCAUGUAUGACACUGAUAAAUUCCUUGAUUAUCUCAAGAUAUUAUUAUUCCAAUAUUACUUUUGGCUCGCCAUUUUCUUUGUUUUUGUUGCCGGAGCGUUUGGACUCAACGUGUUUGGUUUGAUAUUUCUCCUCUUGUGUUUUAUAUUUCUUUAUCGUGGGCAAUUACUACUGAGUGAUGAGAGGACUAAAAGGAAGAAAUGGUGGAUGACACUGAGAGCUUUUAUCUACUUUAUUCUGUUGAUCCGUAUCAUGAUUGAGUUGCCUGGUUGUGUAUUCAUUCCUGAGAUUAGUUUCGGAGGAAGGUGUGGCUUUAUAUCUGUCAUUAAUCUACACUGCUCUGAGCCAUUGUAUUAUGGCAUACCCUCUAGUUUAGAUUGUGAUAAUAAUCCUCACUCUUCAACUGGCCUGUGGUUUGAUGUACUCACUUUCAUAUUAGUCACAAUACAGGUUAUAUUACUUGAUACCCAGUAUGCUGAUCAGGUAGCACGUGAAAUUAAUGAGAAAGAAAGUUCCGCUGUCGAAUUUUCAAAGAUACUGUUUGCCGUCCUGGAUGAAAAUGAAAAGAAAAGCACAGAAAAGCAAAAGGAGGAACUAGAAGAGCUGAAGGAAAGAGCUGGUAAACUCAAAUUGACUGAAGGGAAGAUAGCACAUUUACUUAACGUUGGAACUCGGGUUCCUCCUGAUUUCUCUUUGACAGUCUCACCUACUCACUCAUCAAAGAAAGACAGUUCACCCACUGACAUAGAAGAGAAGGAGGAGGAAGAGGAGGAGGAGGUGAAGCAUAAAUCCAAAGCAGAGGAUGUAGCGGAAGAGAUCAGCAAAUGGAAAAAGGUCGGUUCCUUCUUGUGGAAGGUCUGGCUUGAGGUGGUGGAUUACAUUAUUAAUUUCCUUGAGGAUAGCAGUGCUAAUUAUAUGGAAGUCUUAAAACGUGUAGCCAAAGCUCGUCACGAGUCCCAUGCACCUGCUGCUGAUAGCCCUCACUCCGAAGAAGGGAGAGGAUUAGAAGAGACAGGAACUAAACCACCUGGUAUUGCUGUACAAGCUGAGGUUACUGAGAGUGGAGCUACUCCUCCUGUGUCUGAGACCAAGUUCACCCACUCCUCUUCGGUUCGAAAGUCGCCAUCCUUUCCCCCGCCUAGUAUGAAAAGGCUGAGAUCCUCUGGUUACAAUUUUGACAAGUCUGGUGACAUUAUUCAAACUUUAAGAAUUGCUCCAAGCUCUGACCAUGAGGAGCAAGCUAAAGCAGUCCAUGAAAGACUAGAGAAGCUCUCAACUGAAUACACUCGGAGACCAAAACGAUUGUUACGUGCACUCUAUUACUGGACCCUUUCUCAUUUUAACUACGUGGUCAUCUUCAUGGCUAUUCUUGCCAUCAUUAGAUCGGGGAGUUUCAUUUCCUUCUUUUAUGCAGCGAUCAUCUUCAUGUGGGGUCUGCUAUACGUUCCAUGGCCUACCAAGAGAUACUGGAAUAUACUACUCUUCUUCACUAUGUUUGUCCUAGUCGUCAAGUAUAUUUACUAUUUCGUUUAUUUUGCUAUUGGUAACGAUGGGGAGACUGGAGACAAUGCGUUCCUGGGAUUGAAUGGCCCUGCUUCUUGGUUCUUUGGUAUUGAGACCACCUCGUCUUAUUUCUCUAAUUCCUUUGUUCAUCUUCUCCUCCUCAUGUCCAUUAUAUUCCACAGAGGCUUGCUUAAGCAACACGGUCUAUGGCAGAACAUUUCAACCCUUAGUAAAAGGACAGGCAUACUGAGGAGUGUGUUUUAUCGCUUCAUUGGUUUCUUUAAGACGUUAUUUAGCAAGACGACGAUUGCUGGCGCUAAGGACUUGUACAAUUGGAUGCUCUUCUUUGAUUGUCUUUGCUUCAUUACAAUUGCUUUGGGAUAUUCUAGCUUUUCUGUUAGUACAGGGUCUGGUGAUGUACCUGAAGUGGCUACUUACAUCCAAUCGAACAACAUUCCUCUAACAUUUCUCACAAUGUUAUUCUUGCAGUUUUUCUUCAUGCUAGUUGACAGGGCUAUUUAUCUUCGUCACUCUAUCAUAGCAAAAUUUGUUUUUUACGUCACUUUGUUAAUCUUAUGGCAUAUAUGGAUGUUCCUUAUAUUGCCUGUAACCACUGAAAAAGCAUUCAUUGAUAAUCCAGCUGCUCAGGCCAUCUAUUUUUUCAAGAGCAUGUAUUUCAUAGUGUCGGCUCUCCAGAUGAUUUCAGGAUAUCCCGAGAGGCUACUUAAAAAUUUUGCUGCAAAGAAUUUUUCUCCUCCUGUAGGAUUCAUAUUCCUUGGGUAUCGUGCAAUACCCAUUAUCCCAGAGUUGCGGGAGGUGAUGGAUUGGGUAUUUACUGAUACUUCGCUGACAGUCAUAAACUGGCUAAGAGUUCAGGAGAUAUGGGCACAACUGUAUCAGAUUAAAGUUAGGAGAGUUCGAGAAAAGUUAUUGCCCAGAGAUCUUGGUGAUAAGCAAAGUUUUGUUGUCAAGCUGUUCUUGGGUGGAGCUUUCUUAGUAGGACUGGUUCUGCUCAUAUGGGGACCGCUCCUAGUAAUUAGUCUAGUUAAUGAAACCAGCACACCUAAUCCACCUAUAUAUGCUACUGUUGAUCUUGAUUUGGAAGGAUAUCAGUUAUUGCAAAUCCAAGCACAAUCAUCAUUCAUAUAUGAGUUGAAUCAGGACCAAUAUAGUACUUUGAGGAACAAGAUUACCACCACUACAAUAAGACGCGAUUUCAAUGAUUUAUUUCCAAAGGAAAAUUUUAGACGCAUUCUCUUUCCUGGGGGCUCAUCCUUACUGUGGACAGCUAGUCAACCAUCACAAGAUCAGCUUAAAGACCUGCUGGCUCUAAGUGCAAAGGCAGUACAUAAACUUGUUUUUUCGUGGUCAUUUAGAAGGUCUCCAGGCACAGGUGUGGCUAGUGAAGUUAUUAGUGGGAGUAAAAAUAUAGAAAUCAAUACUGAAGUGGCGAGACAGUUCCUUGAUAAUCUUAAUGGGAAUUUAUCCUUAAUUAAUUUGACUUCACUUUAUCCUCUGUAUGUAUCAGCACCUGCCGCAGAGAUGUCAACGGAAUAUACAUCAAUAUCAAAUUAUAUAAGUGGCAAUACUGUAGUUGACUGUUCUGCAUUACUGAAUAGAACAGAGACACUGAAUAAUGUCACUAUUAAUCAAUGGUGGACACUGACCCAAUCUUCAAGUUAUGUUCUAGCAACUGGGAAUGAGUCACCUGGCUCUUUGGAGAUGAUUGUUCACAGUGAUCCUGUUGUCCCUGUUGUCUUUAGCUUUGUCUCUAAUCUCGGGAUUAUUGGUCUGUAUGUGUCUGUGGUGCUGGUGAUCAGUAGAUUCUUGAGGAGUUUCAUCAAUUCCCUCAUGUUUGAAAUAAUUAUUGAUGAAAUACUCUAUCCUGAUCCUCUACUUGAGUUGUGCGAUGAUAUUUUUGCAGUUCGAGAAGCAAAAGAUUUUGUUCUUGAAGAAGUUUUGGUUGGAAAGUUGUUUUAUAUUUUCCGAUCGCCAGAGAGGCUGCUGAAGAUUACCGAACUUCCUAAAACUAAACAAGAUUAAAUUAUUAUUGUUAUUAUUUCUUAAUUCAUCAUUGUUAUUGUUACAGUUUUGCUUCAAGUCUUAUUUUUCAUAAAUUAAAAAUUAAUUUUACUACAGACACGUGCUUGCACGUGUGUAGUUAUAACCUCA